Messenger RNA from Osmerus eperlanus (European smelt), 2310 nucleotides. Its product is annotated as E3 ubiquitin-protein ligase znrf2-like. The record is from RefSeq and is a predicted model, not a curated record. Gene Ontology annotation, molecular function: ubiquitin protein ligase activity. The coding region runs from base 409 to 987 and encodes 192 amino acids. Gene Ontology annotation, biological process: protein K48-linked ubiquitination; proteasome-mediated ubiquitin-dependent protein catabolic process. The transcript has 4 exons. Gene Ontology annotation, cellular component: membrane; cytoplasm; intracellular membrane-bounded organelle. Lineage: Eukaryota; Metazoa; Chordata; Actinopteri; Osmeriformes; Osmeridae.
CCAGCUUUUCUUCCUAUGCGGUAAUAAUCAUUGUAUAGAAGUCCUCGAUCUCCGUAGCAAUUGAGCCAAAGAGCUGAGCUUUUUGUGUCAACAUCAACUAUUCUGCGAGAGAAAAAAUUAGGAGGACGUUUUUUAUAUUUGCUAAUGAAGUUGAUCAGCGGGGCCUUGCAAACGCCUUAUUGCGCGUUGUAGCGCAACUCGAAACUUCUGACAAUUUGAAGAAGACUGAUAUUUCUUUUUUAUAAAGUUGUCAUUUCUCGAAAGUUUGUCAACGAAUUUAUUUUCAACUGUCGAAGCGGUUCCGCCAUGCGCAGUCGUUUGUGAAUCAACAUUUUCUAUUUAAACAAACAACACAGGAGACAUAUCCCCGUUGACUUCCUCAUCAAGAGGACUUGAUUUUCUCACGCCAUGGGUCCGAAACAGAGCAGUCCGGUGGCCGAUGGUAGAACCCGUGCUUAUUCCAGCUCCGAUGUCCCAUCUGGAACUAACAGGGGGGGUGGGUUCAGGUACACCAAUGGUCCGGACGGGCCUGAAAUUCGAUAUACCAAUGGAAACCAUCCAACUUCAUAUCAAGCUGGACUGAAUAUCCCCAACAACAGGAGACAGGGGUCCCUGCUGUUUGGCAGCAGCCUAGACGACACAGACGGGGAGAGCGGUCUGUCUGGCGGCAGGCACCGGCUGCUUAUUGGGUCACUACCAGCGCACCUGUCCCCACACAUGCUAGGAGGGUUCCAUUGUCCUGUGUGCUCUAAGUUUGUGUCUUCAGAUGAGAUGGAGGUACACCUGAUCAUGUGUCUGACAAAACCCCGCCUCUCCUACAACGAGGAUGUCCUGGCUAAGGAUUCUGGGGAGUGUUCUAUUUGUCUCGAUGAGUUGGAGCAGGGUGACACUAUCGCUAGACUGCCCUGUCUCUGUAUCUACCACAAAGGGUGCAUAGACGAGUGGUUUGAAGUAAACCGCUCAUGUCCAGAGCAUCCCUCAGACUAGACUGGAUUUGAGUCACACAUUACUUCUUUGCUCCAAUAGCAUCCAUGGCUGACCUUACCUCAGCCCACCACCAUUUGUGCCAGACCCACACUCUCCUUAGGGACUAUUUGCACUACAUUUCCUAGAAGUCUUCAAAUAAAGAAGAGAACUGUUGACCACUCAUUUAGUGUGGUCAAAAAACGAAAACUUCAGUCUGGUUUGUAAACCAGCUUUACUGGAGAAGAAACGUGAAAGAGAAUCCCAAUCGAGUACUAGGCGUUAUUGGGUGCACUUCAGGGAAAUCUACUUUGGAUUUAAUUCCAUUUGUACUCCUCAGCCCUACAAACAAUAAUGUGAUAUUAUCUCUUCUCAGAACUGUGUAGUAGUAAACAUUUUUACUUUUUUAAUUCUGAUAUACAACUUGGCACUUCAAAUAAUUUGUUUUAUUGCCUGUGUUGUGUGCUAAUUAUUUGUCAAACAUUGCUUAUCACCUCAAUAAUCAAGUCCAAUUCAGAUCAAAAAAAGUUUAUUGGGGUACAGAAAUUAGCAAUUGGUUUAGAAUUGAUAUAUUUCAGGGAUUACUGUGAGGUUAUCAUAGACAUGAUACUAUAUCCUUUAUUUGUGACUAGUAGUCACAUUUUGUAUGUCUAUUUAAGUGCCGUGACUAUGCUGCUAGGUAAAUGUUCACAGCCACAGUAGUCAAAUGUUGACAUGAUAUAAAUGUAUAUGUAUGUUUUUAGAAAUACCACAUCCAAAUGUAACGACAAAUGUUAGUUCCCACAUUAUGUACAUGACUGACAUGUACCUGAUGUCAUCUGAAAUUUAAAAAUGUUGACAAAUCUACUGUUGUUUUGGUGAAUAUUAUGAUAUCACAAUGCUGCCUGCAUCAGUGAUUGAUAAUUUACCUGCAGAAAGGAACAGUGAUAAAGUGAAAGAUUGUGUUUAUCUUACAUUGACUAUGUUAACUGGCUGUGUUUUGGGGUUAUUCCACAAAUACAUUAGUGACAGAAGAAUCUAAAUUGACUCUAGAUCUGCAUGUGUUCAAUUCAAAAUCAUUUCAAUUACACUGUCCAUUUCAAUUUACAAACACUUCUGAAUAAAGCACUGAUGUGAAUAGUUAUUUUCUCCCCCUCUCCUAUCCCCCCUGAGUAACACUUUAACAUAAAGGCUGACAUUUGAAAAGCCUUAAGAUGCAUUAUUUUAACAUAAAAUAAUUAUAAACAACAAUCAACAGUUAGACAUAGCGUUUGCAUUGAGUUGCUACUUAUCCAUUUGCUACUUAUCAAAUUGUUGUAGAAAGGGACAAGUGCCAAAAGACAUGAAAAAAGUUUGAGACACAUCACA